Suillus subalutaceus is the source of this 1566-nucleotide messenger RNA. RefSeq names its product malate synthase. The transcript is spliced from 7 exons. The record is from RefSeq and is a predicted model, not a curated record. NCBI's taxonomy places the organism in Eukaryota, Fungi, Basidiomycota, Agaricomycetes, Boletales, Suillaceae. Gene Ontology annotation, molecular function: malate synthase activity. Gene Ontology annotation, biological process: glyoxylate cycle. Gene Ontology annotation, cellular component: peroxisomal matrix; cytoplasm. Bases 1 to 1566 code for a protein of 521 amino acids.
AUGGUUGCAGGCGUUCAGAUUCACACAAAGGUCGAUGCUCAUAGUCCUCAAUCUCACAUCCUCACCGAUGAUGCACUUGCCUUUCUCGCUGCACUCCAUAGGACGUUUGAGUCUACCAGACAUAGCCUCCUAGUUGCGCGCGAUAUUGCGCAGCGCAAGUUUGACUCGGGAGUGCCUCUUGAUUUUCCUCCUGAAACAGCGCACAUCCGUGCUGAGCCCUCAUGGCACUGCGCACCCCCUGCACCCGGUCUUGAAGACAGACGCGUCGAGAUCACCGGCCCUACUGAUCGCAAGAUGGUCAUCAACGCUCUCAACAGUGGUGCAAAAACCUUUAUGGCAGAUUUCGAAGACUCCAGUGCUCCUACGUUCGCAAACAUGAUCAAUGGCCAAGUCAACCUGCGCGACGCCAUAAAGCGUCAGAUCGACUUCGAGUCUGGCGGCAAGAAAUACAAGCUAUCUGAGAAACCAGCAGUGCUCAUCGUUCGGCCUAGGGGCUGGCACUUGGACGAGACGCGCAUCACGGUCGACAACACCCCUGUCUCGGGUUCUCUCUUCGAUUUUGGACUUUACUUCUUCCACAAUGCCAAGGAACUCAUCAAACGCGGCUCAGGCCCCUACUUCUAUCUUCCAAAGAUGGAGCACUAUCUCGAAGCCCGUCUAUGGAACGACGUCUUCCUCUUCUCCCAGUCCUAUAUUAGAAUACCCCAUAACACAAUCAGGGCGACUGUUCUCAUCGAGACGCUUCCCGCGGCGUUCCAAAUGGAGGAAAUUCUCUUCGAGCUCAGAAACCACUCUGCCGGAUUGAACUGUGGAAGAUGGGACUAUAUUUUCAGCGCCAUCAAGAAGCGAAGGGCAGACAGAAGCGCCGUCUUACCAGAUAGGAAAGACGUUACUAUGACAGUGCCAUUUAUGGAUUCGAGGAAAGUUGCUGCUAUGGGCGGCAUGUCUGCUCAAAUCCCUAUCAAGGAUGACCCUCAAGCCAACGAGGUGGCAAUGGAGAAGGUUCGAGCAGACAAGCUCCGCGAGGUCACUGCUGGCCAUGAUGGCACCUGGAUUGCGCACCCCUUGAUCAAUCAGAUUGCUCGCAAAGUAUUCGACGAAAAUAUGCUCGGUCCUAACCAGUACCACGUCAGACGUGAGGAUGUGAAAGUAGCUGCCGCAGACUUGUUGAAUUCCAGCGUUCCCGGAAAGAUCACGGAGGACGGCAUCCGCUCCAAUGUCUCCGUGGCUCUGGCAUACUGUGGGGCCUGGAUCGGCGGUAAUGGCUGUAUCCCUCUCAACUACCUGAUGGAGGACGCGGCUACUGCUGAGAUCGCACGUGUGCAGCUCUGGCAGUGGGUGAAAUAUGGCGCACGUAUCGACACUGGCGAGCAGAUUACGACGCAGCACCCUGGCAUCAAGAAGAUCGCCCCGGGCGUCAAGGAAAACCAGUUAUCAAUUGCCAAGAAGUAUCUCAUGGAGCAAAUCAGGCAACAAUGGCCAAGCGAAUUUUUGACGAGUGACUUGAUGCCAUACUUGACGAUGGCUGAUGGCGUCGAGGACAAGUGGUACAGGAGCUCUUUGUAA